Phytophthora infestans T30-4 is the source of this 4889-nucleotide messenger RNA. Its product is annotated as regulator of chromosome condensation (RCC1)-like protein. The coding region runs from base 1 to 4797 and encodes 1598 amino acids. The transcript is spliced from 9 exons. The record is from RefSeq and is a predicted model, not a curated record. NCBI's taxonomy places the organism in Eukaryota, Oomycota, Peronosporomycetes, Peronosporales, Peronosporaceae.
AUGACGGACAUGGCGCCCCCGCGAUUGAGCGGCACCAUUUGGAAGCGCAACGCUGGCAUCCUACGCGCUUGGCACAGUCGAGCAGCUGUGGUGACAGCUGACGGAUUUUUAUUAUACAAGAAAAAAGUGGACGCAACCAAGACGAAGAAGAUCGACCUGGUCAAAGCGACAUUUGCUGCGACGAUUGCGCAGGCUAGCGGGUAUUACUUCUUCGAGCUGCAAUGCGGGUCGACACAAGUGGCGAUUGGAUUUCCAGCGGUUCAAGAUGCUCGACUGUGGCUGAGCGGCAUGAUGGAGGCAGCAGAUGAAAACAGUGCGGGUCGACGAGCGUGGAUGGCGAAUUUAAGUCGCAUGUUGACGCUCAAGUUGCGUGACCGACGCGAGUUAGUGCCGGCCAUGGCGGACAGGGAUUGGUUCAGCGAGUGGAAUUUCUGUCUGCGAUCGCUGAAGAAUGAUAGAGAACCAAUGGCAGCGCGUCAAAGACGACUGCGACGACUGCAUACGAUUUGGCUCCAAUUCGAGUUAUUCGCCGAAAUUCUGGCGGAGAUUUUCUUCUCGUCAGUGCAGCAGCGAGAUGCACGCGGUCUCGCUCGAAUCGAGUCUUUCGAGCGAGCAGCCAGCGACUUUGCGCUAACUGGGCAGAGACCCGACGUCCCUCAACUAGUAAACGACACCCAAGUGACCCACCCGAGUUUACUCUCGUCAGCUUCCACGUCAUUCUCGUCCACCACAACUUCCCAUCAAGGCACCGACCAGGAUUUCCGAGUGAGCAACAGAUCCGCCAGACGUGACGACGUGGACGAGAUGAAACUCGCGGGGAUUCACUUGCAAUUCGCUUCCAAGAGCUGGCAGGGACACAAGCGAUUGGCCAAAGAAACCGCUUUAUUCGCCAAGUUCCGGUCGCUCAUUGAGCUCUACCUCUCGGAGAGCACGUCGGACAAUGGCAAGCUACCGUCUUCGCUUCGUGCGGUGCUCUCAAAGCUGCCGUCGUUCCCACUGGUGUCUGCGUUCUCCAUCCGAGACGUGAGCGUUGUAGCCAUCGCUGAGCCACUACGAAGCGAGAAAUCAACGCUCGCAACGAUCGAUUACCAUGACCUCGCGGGCUUGAGUAUGGCACUGCGAGAAGCCAAAAUGUUACGGUACUUCCCGUACCAAGAGCUACCGGAGCUCGUCGUUCGACAGUUCCCUGGCAAUGUGGCGCCUACGUUGGUGAGCGUCCACCCUCGGUACGACAAUGUAUUGGUGAGCUCGCUACGGUCUUCGAUGGUUCAUGGAGUGCUGAUCCGUGCGGCUCAUAGUCGCGUUGAGUUGUUGUCUGCGCUUGACGUUGAAGAGCUGGUGGAAGGGAGAGAGCCGCAAUGGAUUCCGUACAUGGAUCUGGUGUACUGUCAGCUGGACAAUGGAGAUUCCCAAGUCGAGAACUUGGCGGUCAAGGACUUUUUACUGCAACGCUCUAGCCAGCGUCUUACGGGCGACGUUGUGGUCACAGUUGAUGCCGAGAAGAGUAAGCUGCUGCUGGAUUUACCCGAAGCUUUCGUGCUCAAGCACGACGUGGACAUUCACCCUCUCGUACGAAAGCUACAAGACAUUAAAAAGAACGCCCAGAUCUUCGCCUUAGCAGCAUCCAGUCCGACUUUUUCAGGACAGUCUCGACCGGUUGACACAAGUGUCCAGGUGGCUCGCGAAUACGAAGAUGCAGUCAAGAAACUCUUCGUCCAGCACAUUAAACAAUUCGCAGCGCAGCUAGUUACACUCGGAGACUCUGCAGACGCCUGUUCGACAGGAAGACCGAGAACGCCGACCUGGAAUCAGGCUCAAAGCUCGUCCCGUGCCCGGCUCACGCGGUCCAAUACGCUGUCCUCGAUACCUCGCCCCGAAGAUUUUUUCUCGUCGGUCCACUCGAUGGAGUUUGAGCCGAGCUCUCAGCCUCGACUACAGCGCAGAAUGUCGUCGUUGAGCUCCAUGGCUCAGACCAUUGGGGCAAGUGGCUCGGCUGAUACCAACUCCGGCACCUACGUCAUCGACACGUUGCAUCUCCGUCAAGUUAUGCGCGAAGGAGGAGUCAACGUGCGCUUCUUCCCGCUGGUUUUCCGGUAUUUAAAUUCUCGAGACCAACUCGGCGUCCAAGUGCUGGUGGCCAGUGAAAUUAUCGCUCGACUGGCCAAGAAUUUGUUCCGAUACCGCAUGCUGAACCAAGAUACCGGUAGUAAAAGUCGCUGGAAGGCCCGAAAGUCUCGUCUGAUCCAGUUCAUCGACUCCAUUAUGCACGGCCUUUUCCAUAAGAACCUCCCCGACGGCCAGUGUGCGAUUCAAGAAUGCUCUGGCGACCAAUUCUGGGACAUCGACGGCCCCAUACUGUACUCUCUAGGGGCCUUUGCGUCGAGUUUCGCGAUGGAUUCAAAGGCGCAGAGCGAAGUGAUCGAGUCCGCGAGCGCGUGCUUGAACAAGUACCGGGACCUACUGAAGGUGAAUCCUCCUAUCCUCUUCAACAGCCUCCUGCAUGUGUUCCAAGCGCGAUUGACCAAAUCGAUCUUACCGGAACUGCACGAAAACCGGUUUGUGUCGGUACCAUUCUUACGAACCGAAGACGACUUGACGUUCAACUACGAAGAAGACGACCCGAAACUUGCUAUGCGGAUCCACCAAGACUUGCUCUGGAGCCACUUGCAGUUCUUUCGCGUCCAAUUUGAAGCCUUGAAACCGGAAUUACCGGUAUUGACCGGUAUGGACCGACAUGGCAAUUUGGAGCGGACGACGUGGACACAGUAUUAUCGCACGCUAUCGCAGAUUUUCCGACAGAGCUUAGCUCACACACAGCCAACGCGCUUGGAGAAGGCGAUCCAGUCAUGGCAGGAUUUAACGUCGGUGCGAACGCACUUGAGUCUGGCCUUACGCGCUGCUGCUGCACCUUCGUAUCAUCCGUCAGGAAGCAGCAAGACGUCUGCUAUCAUUCGAGAACACUGCAGUUUUGCGUACUUGCGAAUGGCUUCAAGUAAAGCUCUCUUCCCGGUCGAAUACAAGCUCGCGUUACGGUGUCUGGAGCUGGUGAGUACCGGUGAAGAACUGGCAAAGGCGAUGGAAGAGUCCGAGGAACUGCUCGAAUGGCUGAGAUUCUUCUACCGACCAGCGAAUCCCUCGCAAUUCGCCAAAGGUUCGUCAUCUCACCCGCGUCACCAAUCUCGACAGUCGUGGAUGUGUGUCAUGCCGAACGUGGACGCCUAUUGUCGUCGCAUUGAAGCCAUGCGUCGAGAUCCCGUGGCUAUAGCAGCGACCAGAGCUGUGUUGUGUGAAAUGGGGGUCGCGUCUCGCCCUAUAAGUCCUUCCAGUAGAGACCACGGCGCUGUUAUGGACGUGUCGUGGGCGGACAAGUACCAGACGUCGUUCAGCUUCAACCCACAGGACACGACCAUGCCGUCAUCCAUGUACUCGUCAAGAGGAGACGCGCUCUGGUUUAUCGAGUGCUUCUUCUUACCUCCACUCGCCAACAAUUCCUCGCUUGUAGCAGGCGAUGCAUUGGUGAAUAACGACGAGAUCUCCAGGCGAAUGACCACUACGCGUCCAGAUAUCGACGAAGGCCCCGUGCCUGGACUAGCGUUAGUUUGGGGUUAUCCACUGGGUUUAUCACUAGACGAAGAAGCUCGCAUCAGCCCUGGCACGUCGACAUUAUCACUUCGGUUAAGUACGGAGAAUUUAUCUGCAGUUCGUAUGGUCUCGUUCCCUCCGCCACUACGUCGAGUUGUCCAGAUCGCGUGUGGAUACCGUCAUACCGCUCUAAUUACCGACGAUCGCCACCUGUAUACCUUUGGACAUGGAGAAUGUGGACGCUUAGGACACGGAACCGAAGAGGAUUGUACCGAUCCGAUACCGGUAGGAUACUUUACGAGUCUUAUCGCUGCUGAAGGUGUGGAGUUUGGUGGCGUUGUCGACGUUUCUUGUGGUCGAGAACACACGAUGGUAGUGACAGGGAACGGAGACUUGUACGGCUUUGGAUGGGGCGAAGCGGGUCGUCUGGGCACUGGAGAAACAGGCAGCAGUUUGUACCCAUCUCGAGUGGACUUGAGGAACAUUGCGGCGGUAGCGUGUGGACGGGAACACACACUGGCGCUUACGAGUAAAGGUCGAGUGUUCGCUUUCGGUGCUGGUUUCGGUGGUCGUCUCGGCAAUGGCUCGGAGACGGAUGAAGAGCUCCCAUUCCUUGUAGAGGGGUUGGAAGAGUACAGCAUUGUCGCGAUUGCUGCCGGGGAAUGUCAUUCGUGUGCUCUAAGUAGAGACGGAGAAGUGUUGACGUGGGGAUUUGGCAGCUCAGGAGCGCUGGGUCACGGUACUCGAGACAACUGUUUGAUACCGACACUCGUGGACGGACCCUGGACAAACCCUAAUGUCGAAACCCUAAUUCAUGACAUCUCCGUCGUGACAUCAGUUGCGUGUGGGAGUUAUCACACGCUGGCCGCAACGAAUGACGGCGUUCUGUACGGCUGGGGCGACGCUGCAGCGGGACAAUUGGGGGCCGAGCACCUCUCAGCACAAGAUUUGGUCGUCCUGUCUCCAAAGGAAAUUCGACUUCCGACGAGCUCAGGGAUCCGUGGAAUCGCCUGUGGGACUUUUACGUCAGCAGUGUGUUCAACGCAAGGGCAACUCUUUAUGUGGGGCUCCCCUGCAGCAGGAAACGGAGCCCCGUUGGAUGUGGAAGACGCGCAUGUCAAGAGAGUCGGCGUCUUGGGAGAGUUCGAGUUUUCCCAAAUUGCAUGCGGAGCGUACCAUGCUGUCGCAAUCACUCGGAAGUUAGAAUAUUGCUAAGUCGUCUUGUACCCAUGCGUUGGUCCUAAUAGAUCCAUCACUUUUAUUUUUCAUAAUUUCUUGAAAAUAGCGACUUGUGACUUACAGAAGAA